UAGUUUUGCCAGAGGAUGUAGAUGGCGCUUUAUAUCCCACAAUCCACCACCCAUGAAACUUCCUUUUUCCAACACCAUCCAACAUGGGUGUUGACAUAAACCACAAGUAUGACAGAAAGGUGCAUAGAAAGGAGCCGAAGAGUCAAGAUAUUUACCUUCGGCUCUUGGUGAAGCUCUAUAGAUUUCUAGCGCGCAGAACCAAUGCCAAGUUUAAUAAGGUGGUGUUGAAGCGCCUUUUUAUGAGCAAGAUUAACCGCCCACCUCUGUCUAUUGCACGUCUGGUGCGUUUGAUGAAGAAGCCAGGCCGUGAUAACAAGAUGGCUGUGUGUGUAGGAACCAUCACUGAUGACCUGCGCCUUCUGGAAGUACCUAAACUCAGGGUGUGUGCCCUGCAUGUGACUUCUGGUGCUCGUGCACGGAUCCUGAAGUCUGGUGGUGAGAUCAUCACAUUUGAUCAGUUGGCCCUGAAAGCACCAAAAGGACAAAACACUGUACUGGUUCAAGGUCCACGCAAGGCACGGGAAGCCUGCAAACACUUUGGUCCAGCAACUGGUGUGCCACACAGUCAUACCAAGCCAUUUGUUCGUUCCAAGGGACGCAAAUUUGAGAGGGCUCGUGGUCGCCGUAAGAGCAGAGGCUACAAGGCAUAAAGCUGUUGUAAUAAAUGUAAAAAUAUAUGGCAAGAGACUGAAAUGUGGAAGAAAAGACUCCUUUCUUAAAAGAAGACAAAAAUUCAGCACUGUAAGAGUAAACAAUAAACAUAUGGAAGAAAGUUCA
This is a messenger RNA of Lingula anatina, 777 nucleotides long. Its product is annotated as large ribosomal subunit protein eL18. NCBI's taxonomy places the organism in Eukaryota, Metazoa, Brachiopoda, Lingulata, Lingulida, Lingulidae. Gene Ontology annotation, biological process: translation. The record is from RefSeq and is a predicted model, not a curated record. Gene Ontology annotation, molecular function: RNA binding; structural constituent of ribosome. Gene Ontology annotation, cellular component: cytosolic large ribosomal subunit; ribosome.